Corticium candelabrum is the source of this 788-nucleotide messenger RNA. RefSeq lists its product as uncharacterized. Bases 78 to 599 code for a protein of 173 amino acids. The record is from RefSeq and is a predicted model, not a curated record. NCBI's taxonomy places the organism in Eukaryota, Metazoa, Porifera, Homoscleromorpha, Homosclerophorida, Plakinidae. The transcript has 3 exons.
UAUUGUCAGUUAAUAAACAGCGGGUAAGAGUGUACACAAAAGAAACAAACACAACCUUAUUUCUUAAUAGAAAUGAAAUGACAAUACAGAAGAAAGGCAUGUUUGUUUCUGCAUCCAUCAGCAGCUCAACCUUCAAAGUGUUUACCAAUAAAACAAACGUGACAAUGUCCACCAAAGGGUUGAAUCUAGCGGUGCUCACUGAUACAUUUCCAAUGGCAUUUUCUAUCAAUGAAGCAGACCUAACAAUAGACAAGGAAUCUACUAAUGUGAACUGGGUGUGUAACAUUUCACAAGCAAAUCAAAGCGAAAAGGCAUCUACACAAGCAAGCACAGCUGCCCCAACAGCAAGUCAAAACAAAACGGCAACUAAACAAGAAAGCCCAGCUCCCACAACACCAGCUAAAGAUGGCAGCACAAUUUCCAUGUCUUCCUAUAUUAUUUACAUUGCAAUAGCCGGUGCCAUUUUGGUUAUUGUGGGCUACAUCGCGUAUCACAAUCGUGACUAUCUUUGUAAGCUCAUUGGCAAAGGAGGACAACGAAGACGACCAAAGAAAAAGAACUACAAACACCUGAAGUCGUUGAAAGACGCAUUCCCAUGACAAAUUUCAUGUACGUCGAUUAGUUCUCAUGCUGCAUGGCUAUAAGAAUGUAAUGAAAAUGUAGUUCGUAGUUCGUAGUCAUUUUGUAGGGUCAGUGACAGUAGAUUUCAGGUCUAUUGAGCGAUUGCAGUGUGAUUACGCUCUGUCCAGAAGACGUGUCGAGUGUUUUCAAUCAAUAGUAGUUAUAUA